Thalassophryne amazonica is the source of this 3743-nucleotide messenger RNA. It is a transcript of the gene wwc1, whose product is annotated as WW and C2 domain containing 1. The coding region runs from base 1 to 3480 and encodes 1159 amino acids. Gene Ontology annotation, molecular function: molecular adaptor activity; kinase binding. NCBI's taxonomy places the organism in Eukaryota, Metazoa, Chordata, Actinopteri, Batrachoidiformes, Batrachoididae. Gene Ontology annotation, cellular component: cytoplasm. The record is from RefSeq and is a predicted model, not a curated record. The transcript is spliced from 23 exons. Gene Ontology annotation, biological process: negative regulation of organ growth; regulation of hippo signaling; regulation of DNA-templated transcription.
AUGCCAAGGAAGGAGUUGCCACUACCCGAGGGUUUCGAGGAAGCCAGAGACUUUGAUGGCAAAGUCUAUUACAUUGACCACAUUAACCAAUGCACCACCUGGAUUGACCCCAGAGACAGACAGACAAAGCCUCUGACAUUUGCUGACUGUAUUGGGGAUGAGCUGCCGGUCGGCUGGGAGGAGGCAUAUGACCCUGUUGUCGGUGCUUACUAUGUUGACCACAACACUAAGAGCACCCAGCUGGAGGACCCACGGGCCCAGUGGCAGCGAGAGCAGGAGGCCAUGUUGCGAGACUACCUGGCUGUGGCCCGUGACGCGCUCAGUGCUCAGAAGGAGAUCUACCAGGUGAAGGAGCAGAGGCUCCUCCUUGCACAGCAGGAGUUCCGGCAGCUUAAUGACACGUGGAAGGACAAGUCUACAUCACAGACCAGCUUAAACUCCAGAUCUUCCUCCUCGAGUAAAUAUGAUCCAGACAUCCUGAAAGCAGAAAUUGCCACAGCCAAAAGUCGGGUGAAUAAGCUGAAGCGGGACCUUGCCUGUAUGAAGCAGGAGCUGCAGUACAAAGAACAAGGCUUUGAGACACUUAAAGAGAUUGACCAGAAAGUGUCCAACAGUCCAUAUGGCUACAAGGUACAAGAGACGCAGACCAUUCUCACCGAGGUGCAGUCCAUCCGAGAUGCAAUCAACUCCGGGGAGAAGGAGAAAAGGGAACUUAUCCAGAAACUUGCAGUUUUGAAGGAUGGCUUCCAGUUUGACUCUGGCUCCCAGCAGGAGCUGUGGGGCAGCAGCCCCUCGCUGGCCAACUCUGAGCUGUCCAUCCCGCGCCUCUACUCGGAUGCUGGCUCCCAGACUGACAUCCCUGCUGAGGUUACUACCAGCACAAACAAACUGGCAGAGAAGGUUCGCCUGAGUCUGAAGUAUGAAGAGGCAAAAAGAAGGAUUGCCACCAUCGAGGUUCAAAUUGCCAAACUGGACAACGAGGCAUGGCCAGGGCUGUUGGAUCCGGAGCGGGACCGCCUCAUCCUCAUCAAUGAGAAGGAGGAGCUGCUGAAGGAGCUGCAGUAUGUUAGUCCUCGACAGCGCCUGGAGCCCAACGAUGCUGAGAAGUUAGAGUAUGAGAAGAAGCGCCUGGAGAGGGACCUGCAGGCUGCUCGAGACAAUCAGAGCAAGGCUCUGACUGAAAGGCUGCGUCUCCACUGCAGGAGAAACAAACUGGUCAGAGAGCUGGAGGAGAUGGUGCGACUGGCCACAUCGCUACACACACAGCUAAAAAGCCUGUCGGCCAGCACGCUGUCCUGUUCAUCAGGAAGCAGUCGAGGAUCUCUGACCUCCAGCCGGGGCUCCCUGGCCACCACCUCCAGCCUGGGGUCCACCUCCUCCCUCAGCUUCACUGACAUUUACCUGGAGCAGCCUGAGCUGACUGACCCUGACUUCCAGAACAAAUUGGACAGCCUCCUGCAGGAGGGCGGACAGGGAGGCUACCGUCCCUCCAGUUCCAUCACCACCAUACACGAGCACGAAGUGGUGACGGGCUGCGGAAAGAGUGAUGUGGGGCGGACUGAGUUCAGAGCAAGGAAGGAUGGAGGAUUAGGAGGAGACGCGGGGAGUUCUUCUGCAGGAGGUGUGGCUGGUGUUGAAGUGGAGCCUGGAUCAUCCAGAAUUCAGGCACUCAGACUGUCAGAAACCCCUCACUCCAUGAGCUCCUUGUCUCCACGCUCCUCUAUCUCCUCGCUGUCUCCACCGUGCUCCCCACUUGUCACAGACACUAGUUUUCUGUCUGGUGAUGGCUUCACAGGCCAGACGCAACCCGCCGAAUUGGGCCUGGAGCUGGAGAUCCACAGCAGACUUGCAGAGCUAGAGCUGGGCCUAGACUCCCAGGAGCAGCAGCAGGAGGAGGAGCGUGACAGUCGUCAGGGGCUGAAGGCGAAGAACAACCACAACGCCACACUGGGGGAGGAGGUCAGAGAUUCUGCCCCCCAGCGAAGCGUGGGCGGUGGGUCGAAAAAGAUGGGUGUGACCUCUGCUGUGUCUGAUGAAUCAGUGGCGGGUGACAGUGGGGUGUACGAACCAGCGGACCGCAGGUCGGGUCUUCCUAGUGAGCUCUUCUAUGAGGAGCGUUUGAGCCUGGCUUGUUCCCAGGUGCAGCUAGGUUUCCGCUAUGAGUCCAGAGACCAGCGCUUCACCAUUUAUGUCAUGCAGAUGUCCAACUGCAGUGCUCUUGCUCUGCCAGCUGACCACAAACUGUACCUGCGUGUGGUGGUGCUGCCCUGCGUGGAGGCCACACCCUGCUUGUUCAGGACGCGCGGGGCUUUGCCUCAGGACACUGUGGACUUCAACGAGGUGUUCGGCAUGCAGAUAUCCCACAGUGUACUGCGACAGAAGACCUUGCGAGUUGACGUCUGCAGAACCAGCAAGUCAGGCCAUGAAGAGUGUCUGGCUGGAGCUCAGAUCAGCCUGGCUGACGUCAGCUGUUCCAAGGAGAGAUGCACCAAGUGGUACAACCUUCUGAGUCGAGCCUUCAUGCCAGACAUCAGCAGCAAAGGGAAGAGCAGCAAAGAAGUCAGCAGCUCUGACAAGACUGGUGUUUCCAACAGUGACACAGUUGUUCCUCUUGAGGAGGACGAGUGGCACAACGAUCCAUUGGAGGACGAAAUAUUUGACGAGGAGAGAGGAAACGGUGAGGGGAUGGGGUCUCUAGAGAUGGACGAACCAUUCUAUCCUGACACCAGCCAAUGGGAAGCAGAUGAGGAGGACAAGGAGAAGGUGGUCAAGCCUUCUGUGGCAGCAGCCAUCACAGAGAAGGUGAACAAGGAGACAAGUAUGGACGGUUUGUUAUCCCAGCAUUACUCUGUGGUGCGCCCGAAGGAGCGCCGCCCUGAUGUUCACCAGCACAACCCUUUUAUUAGGGGCAACACUAUAAUCCGCUCCAAGACCUUUUCUCCUGGACCGCAGAGCCAGUACAUCUGCCGGAUAAAUCGCAGUGACAGUGACAGCUCUACUCUGUCCAAGAAGUCUCCGUUCGUCAGAAAUGCCUCAGAAAGACGCAGCAUGCGCAUGAAAAAGCCUCCUGUGCAAGUUAAAGGUCUGGACGGCCUGCUGCGGACAUCCCUGGACCUGGAGUUGGACCUGCAGGUGUCUCGGACUCGGCAGGCCCGGCUAACCCAGGAGCUACGGGUGUUGCGGGAGCUGAAGAUGCAGCUGGAGAAGGCAAAGCAGCAGGGCCAGACUGAGCUGCCUUCCUGGGUGCAAGAAGACGAACGGUUCCGUCUCCUCCUUAAGCAGGCUGAGAAACAGACGCGAGAGGAGCAGCUGCAGGCACAACGAGUGGAGAAGAUGAUGAGAGCUGCAGCUAAGGGUGUCCACAAGAUCUGGGGUCAGAGCCGGAAGGAGGUCCCUGAAGUCCAGACCUUCAGAGAGAAGAUGGCCUUCUUGACACGAGCAAAGACCAUCAUCCCUGACCUGCCAGCUGACGACGUGUAGACAAGCAUUUCAAAUGAAUCUGUUGAGACUGGUGAUGACGCUGGUGUGUGCGAGGCGCCUAUAAGAACCAUUCAGCAUGUAUUUAUUGCACUUUGUGAUUUGGGUGUGCUUUCCUGUUUUCUUUUUUGUCGCGAGAGUCCCGAAAAGCUGUGAAUUUUAUUCUCAGACACUGUACUGUCGACCAGAGUUGUAAAUAUUUCACCAGCACAAAAGAAACCACUAAGUUUUGUAGUUUCACAGAAAUAAAAAAAAUGUAUCUUCUA